AUGGCGGAUGACGAAGAGCGCAUCAAAGCUGAGAAGCUAGCUGCCGCGAAGAAAAGGGUAGCCCAGCUCCAGAAACAGAAAAAGAAAGCAAAUAAGAAGGCCGCCAGCGUUGAUACCUCCAAAGAUACUACCCCCGCUGCUGCUGCUGCUGCUGCUGCUGCUGAGCCAUCAGAACCGGCCAAGGAAGAUGCGCCCGCGACGUCGUCCCCGGAACCUGCACCUGCACCGGUUACAGAAAAGGAGGGAAGAGAGGAAGGAAGUAGCGCUGUGCCGGAGGUAGAGGAGACACAGACAGAGACAGAGAAGGCGACAGAGCCAGAAACGAAGACAGAAGCUCAAGCCGAAACUACCACAUCGGACGAGAAAGCGGAGAAGGACGAAGAUAAGGAACAAGAACAACCUCAGGUUGAGAAGAAAGAAGUCGAAUCCCCCGCAGAAGAAGAGACCGAGCCCAUGCCCGACGCACCCACCUCGCCUGGUCCCGAAACCCCCGCACAACCCGCCAUGAAGCCCGAGUCAUCCGGAAGACAGUCCACACACGGUCGACAACCCUCUCUAUCCAUCCAGUCGAAGAUGCGGUCAUCAUCGUUCCGGAAGGGAUCCGUGUCGCAGGGAAGCAGUGGGUCGCCGUCGCCGGCGGCGAGUGCGAUGCUGAAGUCGCCUUCGUUGCCGCCGCUGAGCGCGGAUGGUGAGGCAGUGCAGGAAGUGUAUCGGAAGCAGUCGACGCGGAUUGAGGAGCUGGAGAAGGACAAUAAGCGGCUAGAAAAGGAGCUGGAGGAGGGUAAGGGACGGUGGAAGAAGACGGAGGAGCAGUUGGAGGAUCUCCGGGAAGCCAGUGUGGAUGUUGCGGAGUUGAAGGUGAAGUUGCAGGAUGCGGAGGCGAAGGUGGGGGAGAUUGAGGAGUUGAAAGCAGAAAUCGCAUCCCUCCAGAGACAAAAUUCGCACCUGCAAACCCGCACGCAUCGAAGCACCGCGAGCGUCUCCGUGCCUGGCCCAUCGGAGUCUUCGCCGGCGGACCUGAUGCAGCAAUUGGAGUCCAAGUCAGCGACGAUCGAAGCGAUGGAAUUGGAGAUUUCGAAUCUGCGCGCACAGCUUGCAUCGAGCAGCGCACAUGAGACCCAAAUAGCAGCGCUCGAGGAGAAGCUAUCCGGCAGUGAAUCUGCGCUCGAGAAGGCCCAGCGCGAGCUUACUGAUACCAAGAGCGCGCUGACCCGCGCCUCAGAAAAGGCCGUCAAAGAGGGCGUGGACAAGACCUCCACAGAGACGCUAAUUAAGAACCUCCAGCGGGAGCUCGAAGAGCUCAAACAGGAGAAGACCGCAUCGGACAAGAAAGCCGAGACCCUAGAAAAGAAACUCGAAGCCAUGGGCAACCUGCACAAGGAAUCCGAAGCCCGCCACCAAACCCGUCUACGCGAGACCGAGAAGAUCGAAAAAGAAGCCGCGGUCCUCCGCAAGAGACUCGCAGACGUAGAGAACGAGAACCUCCGCCUCAAAGAAGAACAAGAAUCCCUCCGUAAACGACACGCCACGGACGGCGGCGCCGGUGCCGACGACGACGCCCUCGACGAACUCGAAGACGAAGAACGCUCCCGUCUGCACCGCCGCAUCCGCGAUCUCGAAGGCGAAGUCUUCGACCUCCGCCGCGGCGUCUGGAAAGAACGUCGCGAGGAACUCGCCGCAGAUCAUGCCCAGCACCUCCACUCCCCGGACGCCUUCCCGCCCACAUCCUCAACAUCUGCCUCCGCAGCAGCAGCAGCAAACACCUUCGACGACGUCGACCUCAUCGGCGGAACUCCCGACCAUGCCCGUCGUCGCAGCAUGGCUGCCAACAACCACAAGUCCCAGCAGCAGCAUUCCUCCUUCUCGACCGUCCUGUCCUCCGGAAUUGCCGCUUUCACCGGCGGAAACACCUUCUACGGCAGCGGCGGCGGCGGCGGUAACCGCGGCCGCGCUUCUUCAAACCAGCAGCACCAUCCGCCCGCAGCACGGGGCAGUCUCGAGCUCCUUUCUGAGGAGAACUUCGAUGAUGAGUUCGAUGAGGCAGAGUUUGCGCGCGCGCAGGCUGAAGAGGAGGCACGGAAGAGGGUGGAAUGGGUGCGCGAGAUCAAGAGGAAGCUUAAGGAUUGGCAUGGCUGGCGGUUGGAUUUAGUGGAUAGUAGGGCUGGGGCUGAGGGGGCGGGUGUGGGGAUGGGAGAGAUAUUCCAGAUUUAA
Aspergillus niger is the source of this 2211-nucleotide messenger RNA. RefSeq lists its product as uncharacterized. The record is from RefSeq and is a predicted model, not a curated record. NCBI's taxonomy places the organism in Eukaryota, Fungi, Ascomycota, Eurotiomycetes, Eurotiales, Aspergillaceae. The coding region runs from base 1 to 2211 and encodes 736 amino acids. The transcript is spliced from 3 exons.